GGUGUCCACAAGUUGCUGUCAGUCAGAAGGCCACACCAUCCGAGAUGGGCUCCUCUCGGGCACCCCAGAUGGGGCGUGUGGGAGGGCAAGGGAUGAUGGCAUUGUUGCUGGCUGGUCUCCUCCUGCCAGGAACUUUGGCUAAGAGCAUCGGGACUCUCUCAGACCCCUGUAAGGACCCCACACGAAUCACUUCUCCGAACAACCCAUGUCUCAUUGGAAAGGGUGGCUCCAGCAGCUUCAGCAGCCAUGGUGGCUCCAGCAGCUUCAGUAGCCAUGGUGGCUCCAGCAGCUUCAGCAGCCAUGGUGGCUCCAGCAGCUUCAGCAACUCCAUUUCCAGUUCCAGUGGCUCCAGUGGUAGCUCCAGUGGUGGCUCCAGUGGUUCUAGUAUCUCCAGUGGUGACUCCAGUGGUGGCUCCAGUGGUGGCUCCAGUGGAUCCAGUUCCUCCCAGGGUGGUUCUCCAGGAUCUGCAUUAUUUAAUCCAGGAUCAGGGUAUCCCAGAGGACCAGGAAAUGGCUCAGCUCUACCAGUCAAUGAUAAAUCUCACUUGACAUCAGGCUCUUCCCAGUCUGGAGGAAGCUCUUCCUUUUCCCAAACCUCUGGGAUGUCCAGCAGCAGCAGUCAAAGCAGCAGCUCCAACCUGCAUCCCUGUAGUGCAGAUGUCCCCGACUCUCCCUGCAGUGGGGGACCCAUUGUCUCACAUUCUGGCCCCUAUAUCUCCAGUUCCCACUCUGUGUCAGGAGGGCAGAGGCCUGUAGUGGUGGUAGUGGAGCAGCAUGGCUCUGGUGGCCCUGGAGUGAUUCAAGGUAACCCCUGUAGCAAUGGUGGUCUCCCAGGCAAACCCUGCCCCCCCAUCACCUCUGUACAGCAAUCCUAUGGUGGCUAUGAGGUGGUGGGUGGCUCCUCUGACAGUUAUCUGGUCCCAGGCAUGACCUAUAGCAAGGGUAAAAUCUACCCUGUGGGCUACUUCACCAAAGAUAACCCUGUCAAGGGCUCUCCAGGGUCCCCAUCCUUUGCAGCUGGGCCCCCCAUCUCAGAGGGAAAAUACUUUUCCAGCAACCCCAUCAUACCCAGCCAUGGCUCCUCUAGUUCCAACACAUACCCGUCAGGCACUUCCUCAGCCAUUGUAUUCCAGCCUGUGGGCUCUGGUGGGGUCCAGCCCUGUGGAGCUGGUUUCACAGGAUCUAAGGGGCCCUGCUCCCUUUCUGGUUCUGGAGUGCACGUCAGUUCUAGCAUAUCCAGCAGUUCCGGUUCAUCCUACCACCCCUGCAGUGGUGUUUCCCAGGGUCCCUGCUCCCCACCAGGCACUGGCUCCUUCGGUGGCAGCUCCAGCUCCAGCUCCAGCUCCAGCUCCCUAUCCAGUGGAAAAAUCAUCCUUCAGCCCUGCAGCAUCAAGUCCAGCUCUUCCGGUCACCCCUGCAUUUCUGUUUCCUCCUCAACAUUGAGUGGGGGUCCUGAUGGCUCUCCUCAACCUGAUCCCUCUGCUGGUGCCAAGCCCUGUGGCCUCGGCAGCCCUGGAAGGAUUCCUUGCCGCUCUAUCCGGGACAUCCUGGCCCAUGUGAAGCCUCUGGGGCCCCAGCUAGCUGACCCUGAAGUUUUCCUACCCCAGGGAGAGCUACUUGACAGUCCAUAAGACAGUUUUUUGUACAUGCAUGUACGGGCACACACAAAUAUAUAUGCCGUCUCCCAGUUGGGAGACAUCCAGGGGUCCAGGGGUCCAGCUCAUAUCCUCUCCUUGGUCCCAAGAGAGCUGCUUUACUUCCUCCAUUAUGCCAGUGUUGUAGACUCUCCCUUAUCACCUCUUCUUUCUUCAUCUCCUAUGACUCACUGGCCCAAAUGGUAGACUCCAAAUCCCUUUCCUCAUUCUCUUCUACUGCUUAGAUUCCAUUCUACUGCAGUGUCAUUUCUACAGAUCACCACCCUUUAAAGUUUCCUUGGCCAUUUCUUUGAGAUGGUUCAUUGACUUAACCCACCUACUAAGGUUCUUGACUGGGAACCCCUGAACUCUGAUGCUUGGGCAAGUCAUUCCUUCUUCUCUUCCUUGGCCAAAUAAAGCAAAGUCCAAAUUGUUACCAGAAAAUAAUGACCAUGUUUCACUGACCUCUGUUCACCAUCUGCUCAACCAGCCACUGGAUUCUGGCUCCCAACUCACCUGCACCGUCCAACAUGAUGCUGUUUCCUGCACAUCCUUUGCCUUUCAAAGUCUCCAUCUCAGUCCUCUCCCUGGCUGUCACUUCUCUCAGUGCUCAGAUGCUGCCCUGAGUGAGACACCAGGGCAUCUACUGAGACUGGAGCAGUGUCCUUGUUCUCUCUAGAUCCUGGACAUGGCUCAAUAAACUGUGUGAACUUGA
Sciurus carolinensis (gray squirrel) is the source of this 2349-nucleotide messenger RNA. RefSeq names its product corneodesmosin (gene Cdsn). Lineage: Eukaryota; Metazoa; Chordata; Mammalia; Rodentia; Sciuridae. Bases 45 to 1631 code for a protein of 528 amino acids. The record is from RefSeq and is a predicted model, not a curated record. The transcript is spliced from 2 exons. Gene Ontology annotation, molecular function: protein homodimerization activity. Gene Ontology annotation, biological process: cell-cell adhesion; skin morphogenesis.